AUGCUUCCCCCAACCAUUAAAGGAAAGGCUCGUCGAAGGGAGGGAGAUGCGGCGGUGGAAGGAAAACGCUUUCGGAGAUCGAGAUUGGAUUUGCUUUUCAUCGAAUACGAAGAAGGCCGAGGAUGUUCCCUGAAGCUUUACUAUAAAAGUAGUUGGAAAUUUAGUAUUGUCUUUAAAUAUAACAUAAGUAAAUCCCACAGUGUUCGUAAGGUGGCACUGGUCCUUGAUGACUUAUCAUUGGAGGUUUUGAGGCCAUAUUCUUCUGACAAGGAUGUUGGCAAUAUUGAACACAAGCUGUUUUACUCACUAUCCAUGCCUGUCAAGCCACUGUCUGAUCAAGAUAGCGAGACAAAUGAUAAUUCUAUCCUUUCUGUCAACUCCUGCGAAUCUAUCAGUACCUUGGAGGGCUCUACUAUGACCAAGAACAGCUCGAUAUCAGUCUUCAUACCCAACUCUAAUGAUCACAGUGUUUCCUCACAAGAUGAAUUGAGCCAAACUAGUACACCGGAAAAAUCAGGUAAUGAUGCUAAACUUGAAAAUAAGUAUGUUAUUUCUCUCCCAAUGAUGCAAAAACAAAGAAAUCCACAGAGAUCCUCUGAUUCGCCCACAAAGAUGCCCAAGGAAGAAACUACCCAUGAGUUUGUGGAAUUUCAUUUGCGAGAUGAAUCUUUCAACACUAAGCAAGAUAAAUCAGCAUUAACAUCUUGGUCUAUGAAUAUAUCUGGAAUAAUUCUCUCGAAUGGCAUUUAUUUGAUAAUAUGGAUCGUGUUCUUGAGUGGUGCUGAAGACGUGCUAUUGCCAUUGAGAUUGCACAAGGUUUGUGUUAUCUACAUGAAGAGUGUCAGGGAUUUCCUAUCAUUCAUCUGGACGUGA
Molecule: messenger RNA, 873 nt
Organism: Fraxinus pennsylvanica
Lineage: Eukaryota; Viridiplantae; Streptophyta; Magnoliopsida; Lamiales; Oleaceae
Source: the annotation of a GenBank genome assembly